Molecule: messenger RNA, 3527 nt
Organism: Tribolium madens (black flour beetle)
Lineage: Eukaryota; Metazoa; Arthropoda; Insecta; Coleoptera; Tenebrionidae
Product: zinc finger protein 728-like
Exons: 8
Coding region: 2256-3206 (316 amino acids)
Biological process (GO): regulation of DNA-templated transcription
Cellular component (GO): nucleus
Molecular function (GO): DNA-binding transcription factor activity, RNA polymerase II-specific; zinc ion binding; RNA polymerase II cis-regulatory region sequence-specific DNA binding
Source: RefSeq, a predicted model, not a curated record
UUUUUCCUGCGUUGUGUGUGGAAAAAGUGUGGUGUUUUUGAGACAUUUGGCUUGCCACCUCUUGUAUAAAUAAACAUUUUGGGUGAAAAUACAUUUCUAAAGUGUGAUAGUUCAUGUUUCAGACUUUUGUCCUGUGCUUUUUUCUUCCAAUUAGGUUUGAAAGCUUGGAAGUGUUUUUUGCCGGUUGAUUGCCAUUUUUUGGAAAGAAUCAUACGAUGACCUCUUUAAUAGAAUUAUUACGAUUGUGCUUAGAAUAAUCGCGUGAGACCUGAGACAGCAACUAAUCAGACGUUUUGUGGAUAUUUGUUACUUCCCAGACAACACAAAAAUACUGGGUUAUUCACGAGAGAGUUAGUUUCAUUGGCUCAUCUUCAGAAACAAGUUUGAAAUAAAAUAUUUUCAUAAACUGCCAGAAAUGUAAAAUGUAUGGAUCCAAUUUAAUAUUAAAAACGAAAUACGUCAUAAACAAUGUUUUAAAUGCAGUCAGGCUGCCACAUAAAACGAGCACAUGGUAUCAGUUUCUUAUCCAAUACUACACUUAACUUCUUAUGGUACUUUUAUGUGACCCAAACGCGAGAAGAUAGGGCUAAGUGCAGCUUUAUUUUGAGACUACAGACGAUAUUGGUUGGUUUGUCUAGAAAUUAGAUAAAUUAACUAGAUUAUCAUCGACAAUAGGCGAAAAAAAGUGACCGGUGGGGGCACCACAAUUUGACAGUAAUGGACGACGAAAAACGUAUACCGGCUCAUUAUCUUAUCUGAUUUUUUUUUGUAGAAAAAGAGUACCUACUUUUGUCAGAAAUCAUCAUAAGCGAGCGGGGCGAGCAAGAAUUGCGAAAAAAAGUGACCGGUGGGGGCACCACAAUUUGACAAAAAAGAGUACCUACUUUUGUCAGAAAUCAUCAUAAGCGAGCGGGGCGAGCAAGAAUUGCGCAGCAGGCGACAAUUUUUUUGAAAAAGGGGCGUGGUCAACCUUUUUUUUAUAAUAUCCGUACGACUUUCUGACUCCUGACAGAAAUUUUUUGUAGACAAUGAUUUUCUAAACUACAUUUUAUUUAUAAGUUUAUAACAUUAGUGGGUAAAAAUUUGAUGUUAAUGUUUGAUUUUUUUCAGACCUUUUUGCCUUUUCUAACAACUGCUUGUCUCCUUUUAUUUCCUCCCAAAAUUGUUCACAGGUUAAGCCGACAUUUUCUUUCACUUUCAUUACGCUCUCAAGGGUACUAAUUUUGAGAUGAGAUUUUUCUUUGGUUCAAUAUUGGCCCAAGAUGCUGAAAAUUCGUUCGCAUUCAGCAUUUGUUCCUGGAAGCGUGAAGAUAAAAGAUAAAUGUUUUAUUGUGCUAUUUGCUUCAUUCGCACUUUCGAGCAACGUUCUCCACCUCAUAACUAAGGGUACUGUAUCACUUUUCCACUUUUCUAGAUUUAUGUCUAGGCAGGUUUUUAUACAAUUGUAGGUAUCAAAAAUAUCAUUGCUACUUAUGGCAGGCAUUGGUAGCGACUUGGUAGCAUCUAAAAAGAAGAUAUAUGAUUCUUUAAAUUCUUCGUAAGAGAAUUUCCUGUUGAGUAUAAGAUGGUUCAUCUUUUUUGCUUUGUUGCAAAAUCUGUUAGUCCAAGUUUCUAAAUAAUCUAUUAUCGCAGUUUAAAAUCUCACAAGUACUGCAGUAACAUAAGAUCUAUCUAACAAUCCUUCUGUUUCAAGCUUUUUUAAAACAUUGUCAGCCACGAAUGGUAUAAAACGCUUUCACGUCUGCUUCUAUAUUGAGAAAGUAAAUUAUCAAAUUCUGUUGAUACUUCCUCUGCACUCACAUCUUUUCCUUCUAUGGAUUUCACAGUUUCAUGAAAUAAAUGAAAUUGAGGUUGGAGGAAAAGCAACCAAAAUUCUGAAGAUUCAGACUCAAAAAAAAAAUAGUAAUGACAUGUGGUGAAUUUUCUUCGCUAAGAAAAUAUGAUUUCAGAGGUUCAAAAGCUGCAAGCACUCUAUCUACACAUGGUGACAGAGACAGCCAGCGUGUCUUGGAAUGUGAAAGUACCAUUUUAAAUUCGCAACCAAUAAAGUUGCAAAAUUCUUUCAAUUUUCCUGUUCGAACAGUAAAUAUAUUAAAAUGGUAAUAUACUUUGAACAUAAUAUUUUCUAUAUCUACUGGAAUUAUCUUAGAUGUUGCUACAGAAAGUGCAUUGUGUACUAUAUGAGCUGCACAUCCUAUGGUUAGCACAUCUCUCUGACCCCUGUUUAACAAAAAGAAUUCGAAUUGACGUUAAUAAUGGAAAACAAAAACAACUCCAAGUGUAGGAUAUGUUUAAUCAAAAUUGAACCAGGACUUUGCCAAAAUAUCUUCAAGCAAACUCGCAUAGGAUUAUCAGUGUCGGAGUUGUUGUCAUUUUUAACAUCAAUUCAGUUUCGUCAUAGCGAUGGGUUACCAAAUUCAAUUUGUGGAAUUUGUGAAGGAAAAGUAAAUGUUGUUAUAGAUCUCUAUUCCGCCAUCGUAGCUUCUGAUUUUGAGCUGAGAAAAGGUGUUCAAGAAAGUUGUUCUUCCGAAAUCGAAGAACCAAUAAAAAUUGCUUUUACGCAAGAAAUAAAAACAGAACCGUUCAAGUUUGAAGCUCCCUCUGAAACAAGGUCUGUAAGUGUGGAAUUAUCAACGUUUGCCUCUAAAAAUGAGGAAAAAUCACAACAAAAUACUUACUCUUGUGGCCUUUGUCUGAAGAAAUUUACUCUCGAGUCGGCUUUGAAAAACCACAGAAAGAGUCAUAUGCUUAAAAACAAAAUGUUUAAAUGUCAUCUUUGCAACAAAGCAUUUAAGAAACGGAUAGGUCUGCUUCAUCAUGGACGGAUGCACAAUCUAAACAUGUCACUUAAACAAUAUUAUCGGGAAACAAACUCAUAUGGUUGUCAAUUAUGUUCAAGGAGAUUUGCUUCUAAUGAUGCGCUACAGCAACAUAUUAAAAGUCAUCAAUCGAAACAACAAGUGUUUAAAAGUCGUGGCAGAUUUUACACUAAGAAAAAACAGUGUCUGUGUGAAAUUUGUGGUAAAAAAUGCAAUACUAAGAUGGCUUUAAAAGUGCAUUCGAGAAUUCACAAAAAACUUAAACCAAAGUCAGAGGAAAACAUAUACUCAUGCAGAUUUUGUAAUACUCAGUUCCGGCUUAACCAAAGUUUGCAACUUCAUGUCAAAACAGUGCAUUUGCAGCUAAAAAAAGAAUCAUCAAGUUAGAAGUUAAAGGAGAUUUUUAUUACGUUUUUUUUAUAGAAUUGUUUGUUAAUUUUCAGUUUGGUUAAUAAUAUUUCAUAUAUUUUUUACGAAUACAGUUUGGAUACUGCGACUAAUAAAUCAAUGAAGAACGUUCGGUUGCUACUUAACCAAAGUUUGCAACGUCAUGUACAAUUCACUCGCCCUAAAAGAACAAUUAAGUCUUAUAAUUGAGUUUUAUAACAUAACUAUUAUAGAAUUGUUUGUUAAUUUUCAGUUUGGUUAACUAUUUUUUUUUAUAAUUUUUGUUAUUAUGAAUCUAGUUUGGAUUUUUUCAGUAAUAAA